AUGCCGGCAAAUUACCUCGAGCCCCAACGGCUGCGCCUCCCCUCCGAUGUGCUGGCCGUGGUUGUUGACGGUGCUUUCGACCAGAGGAUACCGGGUCCAGAUUAUGGCACGUAUCCCGGCAUCGAGGGUUGCACCGAGAGGUAUGUGGGCUGGAAGUACGAAGAAAUUGAGAUGCUGGUCAACACGUACGACGAGGCCCAUCAGUAUCCCUUGAGCGAGAUCGAAUACAAGCGGCCGCCGCUUAGCGGGCCCAUCAGGUUUGAGCCUACGCCUUUCUAG
This is a messenger RNA of Colletotrichum spaethianum, 279 nucleotides long. RefSeq lists its product as uncharacterized. The coding region runs from base 1 to 279 and encodes 92 amino acids. The transcript has a single exon. The record is from RefSeq and is a predicted model, not a curated record. NCBI's taxonomy places the organism in Eukaryota, Fungi, Ascomycota, Sordariomycetes, Glomerellales, Glomerellaceae.